AUGUUGCUGAGUGCUGAGAGUCCUCCAACAGCUGAAGCUACUAACUGCUUCCCCACUACCAUGAGCACCAACUUGUCCGAGGACAAUAACACCCAGCCCAAUACCACCUUCAAUGAGCCACUACCUAUGCUUCACAUGCUCCUGCCAACUCCAUGAUCUGUGCUGGUGCUCCCAGUCAACAUCUCUGAGUACCUGCUGCAGCACUGGCCCUUUGGGGAGCCAUUCUGCAAACUGGUGCUGACCUUCAACCACUAUAACAUCUUUUCUAGCAUCUACUUCCUGGUUGUGAUGAGUGUGGGCUGCUUAGUGGUACUGGUCACUGUGAGAUCUUGCAGAUUACCUAGACAUACCCAGAGAGGGGCUAAAGUUGCCAGCCUUUGCAUCUGGCUGGAUGUCACCAUCAUGGUCUGCCCUUUCUUUUCCUUUGCCCAUGUCUAUAUCAAUGAGUUACAGGCACCCAGUUGUGGGCUAAGCUUCUUGAGGCCAGAGCAGGCCUGGUUCCUGCCCAGCCACAUUUAUAUAUUGGUUCUGGGCUUUUCAUUGCCUGAGUGCAUCAUCUGCAAGUUAUAUGCAGAUCUACGAUCCAGACUUCAUACAAUGAGGCUCCACUCUGGGCUUGAGGAAGGCCAAGAGGAAAUAACUGUCCUGGUCCUCGAUGUGUUGGCUGUGUUCCUUCUCUGCUAGGUGCUCUUUCAUUUGUCUGGCCUCUGGUGCCUCUGACUACAGACAUGGAUUAGCAUCUCCUAUGGCCUCAGCUAUGCCAACUCAUGCCUCAAUCCUUUCUUGUAUGCCUUCCUGGAUGACAACUUCUGCAAGAAUUUCUACGUCAUAGGAGAACAUAUGAGCAUCUUUGCCAUUCAUCACCUCCAAAGCAGAGGUUAA
Messenger RNA from Onychomys torridus (southern grasshopper mouse), 882 nucleotides. RefSeq names its product neuropeptides B and W receptor 2 (gene Npbwr2). The record is from RefSeq and is a predicted model, not a curated record. Gene Ontology annotation, biological process: neuropeptide signaling pathway. Gene Ontology annotation, cellular component: membrane; neuron projection. Lineage: Eukaryota; Metazoa; Chordata; Mammalia; Rodentia; Cricetidae. Gene Ontology annotation, molecular function: neuropeptide receptor activity; neuropeptide binding.